AUGAUCUCAACAUCGAUUGAAUAUUUAUAUAUUCCAAAUUUCUAUUGUCGCAUGUUUAAAUUGGCAAAUCUACUUCAACAAACACCUCGUCUUCAACGUCUUUUUACGUCGUUUGAAUCCUUGGGGACUGAAGAACGACUACCAUCAACUGUUGAAUCAAUAACUAUGUUGAAGUUCUUAAGAGUCGACUCGAAAAAUCCGCUGACACAUGUCUUACAAAAUACACCAAAUUUAACUUGUUUGAUAAUUGAAACAUCAGGUACUUAUAUUGAUGGACAUCACUGGGAAGAUGUAAUUGUUAAUAAUUUACGCAUGCUCAAAGUAUUUCGACUUUUCAUGUUAUUUCAAUUUUAUAACGAUGAAAAUAAGGACGAAAAAGCCAAUGAAGUACUUAAUUCAUUUCGAAGUUCAUUUUGGCUUGAUGAACGCAAAUGGUUUGUACGAUGUCAUUGGGAUUCAAGUGAAAUUACCAAUAAUGUUUCUCUUUACACAUUACCUUAUCCAUCUAUCAAAUUUGAUGUUAGUAUCGGUAAAUUUUCAAAAUCAACUUGUCCCGAAGAUUGUAAUCGUUAUUUCUAUGAGCGUGUAUACAAUUUACACUAUAAUUUACUGAUAGAUCAACCUUCGACCUUAUCUAAUAUUUCUUUUCUGAAUAUUCGUCAGCUAUCCCUUACGCUUCCGUUCGAUGAUCAAUUUUCAUCUAUUGUUCCGAAUUUCGAUAAUUUGAUUACACUUGCUGUUACACUGACUGAUGAUGAAAAUUAUGAUCUUGUUCAAUCUCAAUUGCAAGCUUUACUUGACAAAGCACCUCAUCUAUAUUCGUUACGCUUUGCAUCGUGGACAACUUCGCAAAUGCCACCAUUUAAACUAGUGAGUUCAUCGAUUCGUCAACUUGAUUUACUUGGAUUAGGUCGAAAUCGUACUUAUCGAUAUUUCGAUGAAGAACAAUGUAAUCGAUUAUGCCAAACACCAUUGAUCAUUCAAUGUGAGAUACUUCUUAUCAAACUAAAAACAGGCAAAAAUAUAAUUGAUCUCAUCACAAAAAUGUCAAAUCUUCGAGCAUUAACUGCUCAAUGGCAUGAUGAUAAAUGGAAUCACAGAAAUGAACUUGUCAAAUGGUUACAAAGUGUAUUACCAGCAUCAUGUGCAAUUGAAAAAGGUUCUCGUUUUGAUAGUGAAAUUCGAUUAUGGAUCAAAUAA
Molecule: messenger RNA, 1200 nt
Organism: Rotaria sp. Silwood2
Lineage: Eukaryota; Metazoa; Rotifera; Eurotatoria; Philodinida; Philodinidae
Source: the annotation of a GenBank genome assembly